UGCCUUUUUAGACUUCUAAUAUCAUAGAAAGCCUGGUUCUAAAUAGUACAGGAUAUAAGGCGCAAAAGCUCUCAUUUUGAUAUUCAAGAUGCAAGUUAUUGCAAGAGCUAUAAAAUCUUGUCAGGAAACAUUUCGUAUACCAGUCUUGCAGCAACUGAAAAAGUACACAGAGAAUGCAACGAGUAUAGAAUCCCAACUAAUGCAUCAAAAGGGUUUGGAAAAUACUACAGUUUCUGAAGUUUUGAUGACAAAAGAAGAUGAAAAAGUUGGAUCCUGGCUCUGGUGCAGGAGUGACGACACAGUCUAUGAUGCGGCAAAGCAAAUGGCUCUAAACAAUAUUGGAUCUUUAGUGGUUCUAAAGCCUGGAGAUGAGCAUAUGAUUGCAGGAAUCAUUACUGAAAGAGAUUACAUGCAGAAGGUAAUUGUCAAGGACAGAUCACUAAAAUCCACCAAAGUCGGGGAAAUCAUGACAAACCAGAACAAGCUGGUAACAGUGACAUCUGAUACAAAUGUGUAUCAAGCAAUGCGACUAAUGUCAGAAAACCAUAUACGACACAUUCCAGUAAUAGACGGACGAAUAGUUGGGAUGAUUUCUAUUGUUGAUGUUGUAAGAGCUGUAGUGGAUCAACAAAGCAAUGAAUUGAAUAAAUUGAACGACUUCAUCAAAGGCGACUACUACUAGUCUCCAAAUAAAACUAACUGUUUGUAUAUUUUUAUUAAACACCCAAUAAUAGCAACAAUGGUAGGACAAUAGACACUUGAUCAUUUCUUGUUGUAGACCUUUGUUCUGUACCUUGAGAAAUA
This is a messenger RNA of Erigeron canadensis, 804 nucleotides long. Its product is annotated as CBS domain-containing protein CBSX3, mitochondrial-like. The transcript is spliced from 5 exons. The record is from RefSeq and is a predicted model, not a curated record. The coding region runs from base 89 to 682 and encodes 197 amino acids. Lineage: Eukaryota; Viridiplantae; Streptophyta; Magnoliopsida; Asterales; Asteraceae.